AUGCUCGACUCCCUCCCGGCUCUCUUUUCCAUCGCCAACCACCAGGUCUCGCUCCCUCCGAGGCAUCCUGACCACGUCCCGCGCGCGUUUCUAAAUCUACCCACCGUGGAGGAAGACGACAAUACAAGAGAGCCUACGGGCAGUUUCCACUAUCAUCUUGCUCCCGCUCCAAAUAGUGCUCCCCACGACCAAGACCGCUUCUAUCUUCCAAAACUCGCUACAACAGACCGUCGUCUAUCAGACCCAGUUCAACUCACCGGCACACAUUAUACCUAUGCUUCAUAUGACGACCCUUCUCCCCACACUCCCGAUUCUCCCUUCUUGCCAGGCUCUUUGCGUCAGCAGGCUGCCUCAGACUGGAAGCAAGAGGAGCUUUCGCCGCCUUUUUUCGGCUCUCCCCAAUACGCGGUCAGGCCUGACGAAAAUACCUAUGGCCCAUCUCCACCAGGAACUGCUACUUCGUCAUCAUCCACCCCCACAACACAGCCAGCAGUCCCCCCACCUGCCUCAACGACAGCUGCGACAAAUCAAGACACCGAAGCGAGCAGAAAGACAUAUUCCUUUGUCGCGCUUCCUGGUAAUACUGUUCGCAAACGGCCGCGGCGCCGAUAUGAUGAGAUAGAGCGUCUAUACCACUGUUCGUGGCCUGACUGCAAUAAGGCGUAUGGUACUCUCAACCACCUCAACGCCCAUGUCCAAAUGCAGAAACACGGUCCGAAACGGAGUCCGAAUGAAUUCAAAGAGCUCAGGAAGCAAUGGCGCAAAGCUAAGAAGGAACUCGAGUCGCCAUCACACCAUCCACAGUUCGGUCUUGGAUUCGGUGGAGUGCCUUCUAGUGUUCAGCUCUCUGGGAGUGCAGGACCGAUUCGACGAAGUAUGAGCACCAUGAACUUGCGUCGAGACGACAUCUAUCAUCAGCCCUACUCGACACAACAACAUCAACGGUCUUAUUCUCAUGGAUCAACUCUUUCGCCUCCGUCUCUGGGUGUGACGAUUCCUCGUCACCACGAUUCGUACGGCAGCUAUGGCGUUGCUGAAAGUCAGAGCCCGCAGAGCGCGUAUUCGCUUACAAGCGCCAGUGACUAUCGCAGCUCCACAUCUAGUUCAACAUCGGGCAUGCCGUCCUCCUGGCCGCCUGCCUUUUCACACUCUCCCAUUCAUGGGUAUUCGACAUCUUCGUCUUAUUCGCUUGCCAGUCCGACAGGCGAACACAGCAGCUCAUCAUACCAACGAUCUCCAGUGCGAAGUUCGAGUACUGGUGGUCUGCCUCCCAACAGCAUGUUGUUGACACCUCUCGGUUCAUCUCGAGAACCCCAAGGUUAUGAUAACAGCUACUACGACGACGAUAAAGGGCAUCGCCGGUCGAACAGUAGGAGUGAAGGCUAUUGA
Molecule: messenger RNA, 1389 nt
Organism: Mycena indigotica
Lineage: Eukaryota; Fungi; Basidiomycota; Agaricomycetes; Agaricales; Mycenaceae
Product: C2H2-type domain-containing protein
Exons: 2
Coding region: 1-1389 (462 amino acids)
Biological process (GO): regulation of DNA-templated transcription
Source: RefSeq, a predicted model, not a curated record